AUGAUGGCCCCUUAUUCCUCUUCAAAAGGUGAACAACGGGCGACCUCGUUGUCGCUCAAGAAGACUCCAUCGGCGGACGUGUCGGCCGUGCCUGAUGAAGCGCCGGUCUCGGCCCCCGAAACGUUAAAUAUGUACAUGACUACGACACCUGGCCAUUCAAAGCUGUCCGAUCCAUCAAAAGACUUUGAUAACAGGAUCAAAGUGGUCUCGCCUGGCCGUCGCUGGAGAGGGCAAUUAAGACGCUAUUCCUACCUACCGGUGGACCGGAAUACCUUCAGGAUCUGCUGUUCUCCAGGAGUCUGGAAACUGUUCGCAGCUGUCAGGAGGAAGGACCAACGAAAUUAG
Molecule: messenger RNA, 345 nt
Organism: Nezara viridula (southern green stink bug)
Lineage: Eukaryota; Metazoa; Arthropoda; Insecta; Hemiptera; Pentatomidae
Source: the annotation of a GenBank genome assembly